AUGCCAUUGAGUAGCGUACGGGAGACGCGUCUUAGCGCCGCACAGAAUGCGCUAUUACACUCAUUAGAAUGUCAAGUGCAACUCAAGAUGCAGGAAGAGACUCACGCGUUGCUAAUACGCUUGCAACAACGUCACGAAAUACCCGAGACGUUGCGGGACUUUCUCGUCCACCAAACGUCCAACUUGUCCGAUAAAGUGUCCACAUGUGAUAAAAAAAGUUCAGUCACGUUGGACCCUUGUUUUCGUCAAAUGUCAUUACAUGUAGACAUGUGCAUGUCUCAGUGGGACAUUCUCUAUACCCACACUCACGCCUUCCAUGCGCUUGUGGUGGAUAUGGAGACAAGCCACAUUCAAGUCGUAAAUAAGACUCAAGCACUGUAUCAAAGCUUUGAGAAUAUUUUACAUCAAGUGGAAGCAUUGAAUGCUCGUGUAGGUGCAAUUGCAGCACCUAUGCCGUAUUUUACAGCUAUUGAUGCAAUAGCUCAAACUCUUGGCUUUGGUAUCAAGUUUGCAGCACCUUUGAGCAGCCAUAACAUGUCAAAGAAUUAUGAGCUAAUGGAAAAAGCACAAGGAUCAAGAUUUUCUUUAGAAACGAGUAAUGGGGCAAAUACAAGCAAAGCCGUACAGGUUUUUCAGCAUCGACGAGGUAUUGAUCCGACCACAAAAGUCUUUGAACAAGCACUAGAGAAGAUUGACACGUCGGUGGCAUACCUGAUGAAACAUGUAGAGUAUAAAGACUCGGCGUGUUUUAUUGACGCAUAUCGGACACUUGCAGCAGGAGGGAUUCGAGGUCUUAAAGAUUACGCACUAAGUGGUCUCUAUGCAGCAAAGGACGCAGUGUACGAGGCGCUACAAAAGGAGGCGACGGAGACUCAGCAUAGCGGUAUUGCGACUUCAUCACUUGGGCGGGAGCUGGACGAAACGUCGGCGUAUUAUGUUAGUUUUCAGCUGGUAGUGCCAGCUCUGGCAGCAGUUGCAAAACAACUGGAGCGUCUAAAUGCUAGGUCACUUCAGGAUCGUGCCGAGAACUUGCGUGUGCUGGGAGAGGUAGUUGACGCGUAUGCUACUCAUCGUGUACAGCUAUUGUCACCCGUGCUUGGCACGUGGCUGAGUGCGUUGUCUCAAACGUCAGAUAUUGUAAAUUUGCUUCGCACAACUUGUGCCCAACUGCUGAAGGUAUGUGAGGCCGAGUUUCGACUCUUUUCGAAACUAUUUGGCCACGAUCCGAGCGACCAGCUCUUUAACUUUUCAGAUGACGAUGCUGCUGCACGAGGAGUGGCCGAGCAGGCAGAGGAUGACAACGAGAACGCUUUUGAACAACUCAUUUUCCGUCUGAGCGGCUUACUGUACAAUACUAUGCGUCCUCAAAUUUUGAGUCAAAAGGACUUGGAUGUUCUUUGUGAGGUCAUUCAGGUGCUAAGGAGCGAAGUGAUUGAGGCAGCAAUUACCCCGCGUGUAGCGAUUGUCGGUUAUGUCGAGCCUGUGAUGCAUCGUAUGAUUCAAGAUGCACAGGAGCGACUCAUCCUAUGCAUGCAGAAAUACAUUCGCGACGAAAUUGAAGCCUUUGUGCCCACCUCCGCUGAUCUAGACUAUCCGGCGAAGUUAUUGACCGCAGAGCAGGCCAGUGCAUCGUUGUAUGCUACAUGGUACCCUUCGCUAGAACAUACGCUAAUGUGUUUGUCGAAGGGAUACCACUUUGUCAAGAUGGAAAUAUUUGAGGAGUUGGCACAGGAUGCCAUUCAGAUCUGUGCAGCGUCCUUGAAAAUGGCUUCAGCUGAAAUUGCGAUAACUCACGGUGACCUUCAUGGCUCGCUUUUUCUGGUCAAGCAUUUGCUCACGUUACGCGAGCAGAUAACUCCGUUUGAGAUUCAGUUUGCGCAGACGAGCAAGGCGCUAGACUUUAGUAGCAGCGCAGAUGCCAUGAAUGAGCUGCUUGCGGAUACAUCGACGCUAUUUCGUUUCUCAGGGCCAAAUGGCAUUGUGGGCCUCUUUGUGAGUGGAAUCCCCCACAUUCAGGAGACUACAGCAGAUGUGAAAAAGAAACUAGAGCAGGAGCUAAAAAAGAGCUGCACAUCAUUUAUUGAGACCGUGCUUCAGCAGUUGGCCGGCCCGCUGCUCGCGCUGAUCAAGCAGAUUGCUCAUGUACAGCAAACACAAAAAGCCACGGCACUCGACUUCCGUCAAUGUGCAUUUACGUCACCAUUUGAGGUGAGCAACAUACUUUCGGGUGUCUCUCAUCAGCUACGCGAAAUGUUGCCAGAAAUGUUGCAGACGAUCCGUCUCUACCUUCACAACUCAUCUACCGAGACGAUCCUGUUUAAGCCCGUGCAGCGAAACCUGCUGGCCGCUGUCGAAAGCCUUAACACGCUGAUGGAGCAAAUUUACACUUACGAGGAGCUUCAGCAAUGCGAAGAAGUUUUUGGUAUUGUGCUGCAACAGUUGCGUGCAAUUUAA
Peronospora belbahrii is the source of this 2454-nucleotide messenger RNA. Lineage: Eukaryota; Oomycota; Peronosporomycetes; Peronosporales; Peronosporaceae. The record is from the annotation of a GenBank genome assembly.